AUGCUGGCAAAGAUAAUUCCAUUGAUUGCUUUGAUGGCCAGUGUUCGAGGAGAGCUGCCUACUAGUCGGGGAGCUCCAUAUGCACCGGCUGGAUGGCAGCCACGGGUUCCCUUCAAUCUACCCAACGAGUACUUCGCUCCCAUCCGUACUAAUCAGGGUUCAGGUGUGAAGAUCACCAAGGAACGCGUGGAACAUGCUGGACGAAUAGACACGCCUCAAUGGAACUAUUUGCCUCCUUCUCCCUCCCUACUAGAUGUGCCCGAGGAGGAGGUCUUGCCCAAUUCCAAUCUGGGAAACUCUCCGAACAGGAACUCCCUCCGUCCAUCCAAUCAAUACGGUGCUCCUAAUCCUGAUCCUAAUCCUGCCUUCAAAAUCAUCUAUCCCGAUGAUGAGGAGUCGUCUACUUCUGAUUCGGCCAACCAGCGGCAGUCCAACGUAAGAGAGGGUCGCUAUUAUAUCGUUUCGAAGGAUAACAAAAUACAGAGGGUUUCAUUCCGCGCACUGCAGAAGGUCGAUGAUGAUGAUGACUUUACGGCGCAGCUGAGGUACUCCACCGUGGGUCAGCUGCAGGAUCCGGUCUAUCGGUACAACAGCCAGGGACAACUGGAAAGGGUCCUCAAGUAG
This is a messenger RNA of Drosophila persimilis, 624 nucleotides long. RefSeq lists its product as uncharacterized. Bases 1 to 624 code for a protein of 207 amino acids. The record is from RefSeq and is a predicted model, not a curated record. The transcript is spliced from 2 exons. Lineage: Eukaryota; Metazoa; Arthropoda; Insecta; Diptera; Drosophilidae.